Messenger RNA from Cloeon dipterum, 1362 nucleotides. RefSeq lists its product as uncharacterized. The coding region runs from base 212 to 1276 and encodes 354 amino acids. The record is from RefSeq and is a predicted model, not a curated record. Lineage: Eukaryota; Metazoa; Arthropoda; Insecta; Ephemeroptera; Baetidae. The transcript is spliced from 9 exons. Gene Ontology annotation, molecular function: L-galactose dehydrogenase activity. Gene Ontology annotation, cellular component: cytosol.
UUUUGAUAGCAUAAUGAUGUCGUGGCUUUAGAUCAUUUCAGAUCGUACACCUCAAAGAUACUCAAAUCGGCAAAAUCGCUAUCAGAGAACCGGGAUUGCCCGCGAAAUCAAGAAGUCUCGCGCUGUCCUGAUAACGGCUGCCUGCCAAACGUGCCUUCAUUUUUUCAAUUACGUGGGCUAUACAUUUGAGUAGCCGGGUGAUUUCGUAAAAAUGUCUCUGCCAAGCACGUAUGUGGAAGGAUUCCAUGACUUGGAAGCCGUGAAGAAAAUGAAGUACAAUCUUCUGGGCGAAACUGGACUGAAAGUGUCUCAUCUGGGUUUCGGUGGCGCUGCUCUAGCCUAUUUUUACGAAGCGUUUGAUGAAGAAAAGGCGAUUGAAGUAGUGCGUGAUGCUCUAAAAAAGGGGGUUAACUACAUCGACACGGCAGCUUAUUACGGAAAGACCAGGUGCUCUGAAAGGAUUCUUGGGAAGGCACUGAAAGGAGUUCCAAGAGAGGCCUACUACAUAGGAACCAAAGUUGGUCGAUUCUCUGGCGAUGUAGCAACUGGUUUUGAUUUUACCUACAACAGGACAAUCGAAAGUGUAAACGAGAGCUUGCAACUUCUGGGCAUUGAUUACGUUGACAUCAUCCAGGCCCAUGACAUUGAAUUUGCACCGAAUGUGGAUAUCGUGGUGAAUGAGACGUUCCCCGCCUUAGUUGAAGUCGUGAAAGCGGGUAAGGCCAAGUACAUCGGCGUCACCGGCUACCCUAUCAGCGUGCUGAAGGAAGCAAUCGAGCGCAGCAAGUUCAAAGUGGAUUGCGUGCUGUGCUACGCACGCUCCACCCUCCACGACAGCACCCUGCAAGAAUAUCUGCCGUUCUUCCAGAGUCGCAAAAUGGGCAUUAUCUCGGCGGCUGGCACAAGCAUGAGCUUGUUGACCAACAAAGGACCAUUCCCGUGGCACCCGGCUCAUCAAGAACUUAAGGACGCGUGCGCUAAUGCAGUUGAGAUUUGCAAGAAAGAGGGAAUUGAACUUGCACGUCUUGCCGUCUUCCACUCAAUGUCUGUCGAGGGUCCGGCAACCCAUUUGCUUGGAAUUAACUGCAGUGAAGUGCUUGAGCACAAUCUGGAUGUUUGCAUCAACGGCCUGACUCCGAAAGAGCUGGAAGUACUGGCCCAAAUCAAAGCAAACUGCUUUGCCAACGUGAAAAACCGGCACUGGGAAGGCGUUGAAGUCAGCCGGUACAGAGCGGCUUACCAGAAGCUUGUUGAUGAGGGCAAGAUAAAAGCAUGAUUAUGUAUGUAACCUGCACUAAUUGAGAGUAUAAAUCAAGGUUACCAAUAAAAAGUGGUUUCUUUUUCAUUUUGGUGCACGCUCAA